This is a messenger RNA of Pantherophis guttatus, 988 nucleotides long. It is a transcript of the gene BRI3, whose product is annotated as brain protein I3. The record is from RefSeq and is a predicted model, not a curated record. Lineage: Eukaryota; Metazoa; Chordata; Lepidosauria; Squamata; Colubridae.
AAGCAGUUGCAUUGCUGCUGCUGCUGCUUCUUCUGCGGCGGGGUGGGAGAGAGACCCUUCCGAGCGGAGCUUCCUCCGGGGUUGCCCCCCCCCUCCCCUCCCUAUCCCACCCCAUGCCCCGCCGGCUUUGGGUCCAAUUGCUGCCUGCAGUCGGGAGCCAGCAGCCUUCCCGGGUCUGAGCCUCGGUCCUACCUAAAAGAAAAAAAAAAAGAGAAUUCCAGCUAGCUCCAGUCUUCUCUCAGGUCCCCCCCCCCGGCCCCCCCCGCCCCCCCGAUCGCGAUGGACAGCAAGCCGCUGCUGCAGGACCGGCCGCCGCCCUACAGCCCUUACGGGCCAGCGGGCAACUAUGCAGCAGCCCAGACCUACGGGGCCAUCCCGCCGGCGCCUCCCUACCCGUUCCCCGCGGGGACCGGACCAGGAUAUACUGCUCCGGCUAGUUCACAGCCGCACAACUAUCCCAAUACUACGUAUACAAUAAUCCAGCAGCCCCCUCCCACCACAUCUGUCAUAGUCGUGGGUGGCUGCCCAGCUUGCAGAGUUGGCGUGCUGGAAGAUACCUUUACUUGUCUCGGCAUCCUGUGCGCCAUCUUUUUUUUCCCCGUCGGGAUCAUCUUUUGCCUCGCUUUGAGACAACGAACGUGUCCUAACUGUGGGGCGACAUUUGGUUAAAGGGAUCGGCGCCCCAUUCCCGCCCCCCACCCCCCACCCCAAGGCUUUGAGGAGCUGUACCCCAUUUUUUCUAAUGUAAAUGUCAUGUACAAUCAAGUUUAUGCAUCGGAGCUGAUUUUGUAAAGAAAUAAUAAUUACUACCAAGCAUCGGCCGCCUUUUUCUCUUUCUCGUGACGUGUGAAACUGAUAUUCAGGCACAUCUGUUACGAAGCACCCCCCCCUCCCCCAUCUUGGUUUUCGUGUUUGAAAUGCACCUUUUUUUGGGGGUGGGGAAGUGGGUGGGGACAUUUCAAUAAAAGCACUUUUUCAAACUUCACAA